Molecule: messenger RNA, 976 nt
Organism: Patella vulgata (common limpet)
Lineage: Eukaryota; Metazoa; Mollusca; Gastropoda; Patellidae
Product: phenazine biosynthesis-like domain-containing protein 1
Exons: 9
Coding region: 9-947 (312 amino acids)
Biological process (GO): biosynthetic process
Cellular component (GO): cytoplasm
Molecular function (GO): isomerase activity
Source: RefSeq, a predicted model, not a curated record
AGGUCAGUAUGUGUAUUUGCAAUGACCUAAAUAGAAUUGUAGUAUCUACAGACUUGUCAAAUAUGGCAGCUUCUAUCCCGAUCUAUACAGUUGAUGCUUUCACGGAUGUUCCAUUUGAAGGGAAUCCGGCAGCAGUCUGUCCGCUGAUGUGUAAUUCUGAAAUAUCUGAUCAUAUUCUCCAGAAAAUUGCUAUAGAAAUGAAUCUUUCAGAAACAGCUUUUCCAAAACUUUUAUCAGCAGAUGAUUCAUUUGAAAAAAGUACCACGUUUGGGUUGAGAUGGUUUACUCCGAAGGAAGAAAUCAAACUCUGUGGACACGCAACCCUGGCGACAGCAGCUAUUUUAUUUGAUAAAUUUGGUAACUCGUCCGGUUCGAUAACAUUUCAGACUUUAAGUGGGGAUUUAAUAGUAAGAAAAGAAGGAGAUUUGUUUCGCAUGGAUUUCCCAACAGGAUACACAGAAACACAGGAGCCAAGUGACUAUAACGAACUAAUAACGUCUCUUGGUGAUAUUACUGGGGUAGAAGAUGUGGUAUAUUGUUCGUCUUUACGAUAUUUAUUAGUUCGUCUAAAAGAUGGUUGGACAAGAAAGCAAUUUGAAGAAUGGCAGUUACAAAUGGGUGACUUACACAAGUCAACUGAUACGCUCGUUGUUUUGAUAGUUACCAUGAAGGGAUCCCCUGAACAAGGAUUUUUGGAUAAAAUAGGAAAUCAUUAUGAUUUCGUUUCUCGGUGCUUUGCGCCGUGGAUGAAAGUACCGGAGGAUCCUGUCACUGGUUCUGCACAAACAGUUCUGGCUCAUUAUUGGUCAAAGGUGCUAAGUAAAACUAAGUUUUAUGUACGCCAGUGUUCAGAAAGAGGAGGCGAUAUUCAGAUAAUUUUGAAAGAUGACCGAGUUGAUAUUCUCGGGAAAGCUAGAAUUGUCACGGAAGGAACAUUUAUGUUUUAGACAUUUUUAAGGGUUGGAGUAAAAGCCCC